Trifolium pratense (red clover) is the source of this 1698-nucleotide messenger RNA. Its product is annotated as probable E3 ubiquitin-protein ligase LOG2. NCBI's taxonomy places the organism in Eukaryota, Viridiplantae, Streptophyta, Magnoliopsida, Fabales, Fabaceae. The coding region runs from base 385 to 1428 and encodes 347 amino acids. Gene Ontology annotation, molecular function: ubiquitin protein ligase activity. The transcript is spliced from 3 exons. Gene Ontology annotation, biological process: protein ubiquitination. The record is from RefSeq and is a predicted model, not a curated record.
AAACAAAGAAAAAAAUAAAGUGUAUUUAAAAAAAUCAAUAAAAAUAAAAAUAAUAAAGUGAUGCACUUUAGCAAAACCUUCACAUCCCACCCCUCAUUCAUCCAUCCAUCAAUGGUGUGCUUCUAACUGGGUGGAGCUUUACGCAAUCCCAUUAUACCUUCCAUCUUCAUCCUUUCAUUUCUAUCAAUUAUUAUCAUCCAUCCUUAAAUUCUAUUAUUUUUAUUAUUUUCGUUAAAUUAAAAUUAUAGUAUUCUCUAACACAAAACACACACACACCCUUUGAACCACCACAACAAAAUCAAUAACCCCUUUUUUAAACCCCAAUUUUUCUCUAUAUUUCUUUUCAAGUUUCAAUUUUUUUAACAACCCAUUAAAAUUUUCUUCAUGGGUAAUAGUGGUUCUAACAAUCGUCGGAGACACGGUGGCGGUGGAGGUGGUCGCCGAGUUCAUCCUCCGGUCACUCCUCCUCCACCUCCGCCACCGGAAGCUACGGCGAACCAAUUUGUUUACCCUGCUGGUCCUACGCCGUAUCAAAACUAUCCGAAUUACUAUCCUCCGCCGGGAUCUGUUCCGAUGCCUUUGCCGGCACCGUAUGACCACCAUCACCGUGUUGCGAUGGACCCAAUGUGGGGCCGCUAUCCAGCACCGCCACCUGCACCUUAUGUGGAACAUCGGAAAGCGGUUACUAUAAAGAAUGAUGUUAACAUCAAGAAGGAGACACUGAGGAUUGAACCUGAUGAGGAAAAUCCUGGCCAAUUUCUUGUUACUUUUACGUUUGAUGCCACUGUUUCUGGAAGCAUCACAGUACUUUUCUUUGCAAAAGAAGGUGAUGGUUGUGUCCUUAACUCGACUAAGGAAAGCGCUCUUGCACCUGUUACUAUAAAUUUCCAGCAAGGUCUUGGCCAGAAGUUUAGACAACAAUCUGGAACUGGUAUCACUCUUUCAAUGUUCGAGGAAUCCGAGUUAUUGAAAGUGGGCGACCUAGACGUCUAUCCUGUAGCAGUUAAAGCAGAUGCAUCUUCCGGUGACGUGAAAGGAACAAAUGAAACUCCAACAUCUGGUAAUAAAACAAAUACAAACUCUCAGAUAACUCAAGCAGUGUUUGAGAAGGAGAAAGGAGAAUUCCGGGUGAAGGUUGUUAAGCAGAUAUUGUUGGUGAAUGGAAUGAGGUAUGAGCUGCAGGAGAUAUAUGGUAUUGGAACUUCAGUAGAGAGUGACUUGGAUGGGAAUGACCCCGGAAAAGAGUGUGUUAUCUGCUUAUCAGAGCCUCGCGACACAACUGUCCUUCCUUGUCGCCACAUGUGCAUGUGUAGCGGAUGUGCAAAGGUUUUAAGGUUCCAGACAAAUAGAUGUCCAAUAUGCAGACAACCAGUUGAGAGGCUGUUGGAGAUCAAAGUUGGGCCUGAACCUGCCGAGUCCGAGGAGUGAAGAAGAUAAACUGUUACUGACAACCCAAGCUUCCUGUACAGUCCAAAUGUUAUAUUAUAGUUAAUGUAUUUCACUUACUUUCUUCAUGUUUUUCCAAUAAUAAAAUAAAAAUAGAAAUAUGAAUAUAUAUGCAUGACAUUCUGUUUGACAUGGAUUGGUUGUUGGCAUUGCACCUGACUGUAUAAGCAAAUGCCUCCACUCCACCAUGCUUGUUUAGUUUCGCUUCUUCUAACUUCUAAAUGGCUUCAAUGUAAUUUAAUGUGUUUCUCA